AUGGUGCCUGGAAGCAAAUUUAAGAACACUGAAUUGAUAUUACCAUGUGAAUGUGAAUGGAAAGAAUGCUGCUUUGGAGGGAAAUACAUGGAGGAAUUUUGUAAUCAUAUUGCGGAACACUUGGAAGAGCAUCUACAGCAUCCCCUGGAAACAGCAGGUCAUUUAUUUCUCAUCUGUCACACAGAUUGCAUUGCAGUUUGGAAGAUUAUUCCUAGCCUAGAAAAUAAAACUGACUUCAGUUUACCUGCAUUGCAGAUGUUCAUAGCUUUUCUAAGGCCCAGCUGCGUGAAGCCCUUAGACAAGGACUUACACCUGCUUUUUGCUGAGUUACCUUCAGUUAACCCAGUGUGGUUUUAUCAACAUGUUGCUAUUCAUGCCCAUGCUACUGAGAAAGAAACUGUUACAGAUCAGAAGAAAGGUGUUUACUGUCACUGGAAAGCUAAUUGUUUAAGUGUAUUUAAAGGAAAGCAUGAGCUACGGGAUCAUUUAAGAACCCACACACAAGAAAGAGUUGUAGCAUGUCUUACUUGUGGAGGAAUGUUCUCCAAUAACACAAAGUUUUUUGAUUAUGCAAAGAGUCAAGUUUCAGAAGAUAGUAAGUUAUUUGUUUGUCAGAACUGUCAGAAACAUUUUGUCAAUGAAAGGUUGCUACAAGUUCACAUGAGGGGACACGUUAAUCCUGUUACAUGUGCCCUUUGUGAUACAGUAUGCACAAGUGUCUCCUCACUGAAAGCACACAUCAGAUUCCGUCCUUUCCAUUGUCACCUCUGUGACAGUGGUUUUAAGAACGCGUAUGAUCUGCAUAAACAUGUUGAAACACACAGUGAUUCAGAUGCCUACAGCUGUGAUGUUGAAGGAUGUGGUUUUACUUCACGGACUUUACGAACUUUGAGACAGCAUUACGAGAAAGUUCAUGUGGUGAGUUGCAUUCUGAAAUACAAAUGCCACAUCUGUCAGAAAUGUUUCUCCUGGAGUUAUACAUUGACCCUACAUCUUCGAAAAGCUCAUAAACUCAGCAGUUAUUCUCGUUUCGGAUAUGAAAAAGAUUAUGAAGGUCAGAGUUUGAAUUUAGCAGUAUAUAAUGCUGUCAUGGAUUUAGGACAGGCUCUUAAUAACAAGAUGGUAACAAAUAAGUCUUCAAGUCAAAAUAGUUUUGGAAGAAGAAAAGGAGGGGACUCUUGCAAAAGAGACACUUCAACAGCAGAAGUACUUUUCACACAGCUUCAGCUGUGGUCACAAGUUACUGGAGAAAAUGUUCUGGUAGAAAUAGAGACUUAUAUGCCAGAGCCUGUGUAUUCUGAACUUUAAACUGCUGUACAGCUGUUUGAAAACUAUUGUACUUUUGCUGAAGUUGAUGAAGCAAAACCAAUGAAUAUGAAGGAAAAGCUAGGACUGGAACGGGGCUUGGGAAUUCAGAGAGCUUUCCAGAAAAACAGCAUUUUCAUGGAUUUUGACU
Molecule: messenger RNA, 1456 nt
Organism: Antrostomus carolinensis (chuck-will's-widow)
Lineage: Eukaryota; Metazoa; Chordata; Aves; Caprimulgiformes; Caprimulgidae
Product: histone H4 transcription factor-like
Biological process (GO): regulation of transcription by RNA polymerase II; anatomical structure development
Molecular function (GO): DNA-binding transcription factor activity, RNA polymerase II-specific; RNA polymerase II cis-regulatory region sequence-specific DNA binding
Source: RefSeq, a predicted model, not a curated record